Molecule: messenger RNA, 900 nt
Organism: Onychostoma macrolepis
Lineage: Eukaryota; Metazoa; Chordata; Actinopteri; Cypriniformes; Cyprinidae
Gene: ifi44d
Product: interferon-induced protein 44d
Molecular function (GO): GTP binding
Source: RefSeq, a predicted model, not a curated record
AUGGGAGGCAGAGAAUCAACAGCAUCAAAGCUGGAAUCGACAGUAUCAAAUCUGGCAUCAGCAGUAUCAAAACUGGAAUCAGGAGCAUCAAAACCAGAAUCAACAGCAUCAAAACCGGAUCCACUGUCAAGCCCAGAAUUGAAAAAACCAUGGAGGAAAUUUGAUUGGGGGCAGAGGGAAGAGCUGAAGAAACGUCUAGAAGAGUUCUCUGUGAGUCAUCCAGAUGUACAGAGCAUCAAGAUCAUGUUAGCUGGACAAACCGGAGCAGGGAAGUCUAGUUUUAUAAAUUCUGUCAAAAACGCCUUCCGAGGACGAAUCACAAGCGAAGCACUAGUUGAUCAAAGUAGUGGCAAAAGUUUUACAAAAAGUCUGAAAUCACACAAAGUCAAAGGUGCAGGUGGUGAUUUGCCUUUUGUCUUGACUGAUGUAAUGGGUUUAGAACCUGAUGUAUUGGAGGGGUCUCAGCCAGAAGAUAUCAUCAAUGCCAUAUAUGGACAUGUGAAGGAUGAGUACAAAUUCAAAGAAGGGAAGCCACUCAGUCACAAGAGUGAAGAUUACGUCAGUGACCCUUCACUGUCUGAUCAGACUUUUUGCCUGGUUUACAUUGUGGACGCAAAUACAAUCCAAUAUGCAAGUGAUCGACUUAUUGACAAAUUGAGGAUCAUCCGCAAGAUAAUCAGUGAAGAUGACCUAAAGAAGUUAUAUACCAGCAAGAAGAUCAAAGAGAAGAUGCAUUUGUGCAGCAAGAUAAUUGGGGUGCCAAUGAACUGCAUCUUCCCAGUGAAGAACUACCAUGAUGAGAUUGAUGUAGAUGAUGAUGUUGAUGUUCUGAUUCUAAAAGCAUUUGACCAAAUUGUAAACGUUGCUAAUGAUAGACUGAGAGAAGCUGCUUCCAACUAA